UUUUCACAUAUAUAUCAAAGAUAGCUUAAAAUUACACCCAAAGAAAUCGGAAACUUGAGAGAAACAACCACAUCAUCAGCUAGCAUGUCUAAUUGGUCUGCUGAAAAUGCCAAGAGAGCUUAUCUCCAAUCACUCAAAAUGGCCAAAAGAGGUAAAGAACCUGAUGUAGCUGAGUUCAUAUCUGCUCUAGCAGCUGGCAAUAAUGCACAACUCAUGGUGGUGGCCGGAGCCAGCAUGGCCGGCUCAGAUGAGCCGGUCACACUUGCUCUGGCCGCAGCCGCUCACCAAACCGGUGGCCGUGUGGUGUGCAUUUCUUGUGGCCAAGUUGAGUCACAUGCAUCAAGAAAAUCCCUAGGACUUUAUGGAGAUUGUGUGGAGUUUGUUGUGGGAGAUGUGAAAAGCCUUCUGCAAGGAGAUUACAAAGGAGCUGAUUUUGUGCUUGUGGAUUGUGACAUCACUAAUACAAGGGAUGUUUUUCAAGCUGCAUUUAAAGGGGCCAACAAAGAUGGGGCACUUGUGGUUGGAUAUAAUGUCAAGCAUAGGGCAUCAAGGUGGAGACAACUAAGAGCAUCGUUUUUACCUAUUGGAGAAGGGUUGUUGGUGGCCAAAAUAGAUCCCAAUGUGAAGGGUGAUGAUAGGGUUGUCAAAAGGAAGAGUCGUUGGAUUGUUCAAGUAGAUAAUUGCACCGGAGAGGAACAUAUUUUUAGGGUCACCACUCCUCAUAGGAAAGUGCAAAUCGAAGUUUAAGGCUAUAAGUUGAUGGGUUUGUUUCGACUUUUAAAUAAUGAGAUGAUUCAAGUACACAUAGGUUUUCAUAUGAUCUGAAGGAUACUUCUAAGGAAUGUAAAAUAAAACAGGUGCUAUUUUCUGUUAAUUGUCUUUCUGUUUGUUUCGGUGUAUAUUUGUAUAAAACAUUUGCCUGUUAAUUUUUAUCACAGGCAAACUUGAAUGUAAAAUUGGAAAACAAAAAUUUGGUUUAACAUUGUCUUCAGUUAUCAAUUGUUGUGAUUAUCUUUCAUGAGCAUGGAAAUUAGUCC
Molecule: messenger RNA, 1037 nt
Organism: Cajanus cajan (pigeon pea)
Lineage: Eukaryota; Viridiplantae; Streptophyta; Magnoliopsida; Fabales; Fabaceae
Source: RefSeq, a predicted model, not a curated record